ACAUGACAUCGUGGAGCAAACGGAAAGAUUGCAAGCAUCGAACAAGAUCAUUUCUCUGACUUUAAAAAGCGAGCGUACAGUAGAUCAGACAGAAAGCCUGGGAAGUCAGGAUCUAACAUAUAUCAUAUCUUAUAAAUACAUUCUUCAAGUCCUGCAGAUCUAAUUCCACUGCAAAAUGCAAGCUGUGGGUAAGUGUUCAGUGUGUGCUGGUCGUGCUGCCGGAGGACUUCUGCGAAAUCAGACAGACUUUUCACUGCUGCGGAGCAACAAGAGUGUGCUCAGGAAAGGAACCGCCUGCAUCCGUUUCCUAAGCAGUUCAAAGAGUGACCUGUUUAGCGGCAUGAAGCCUGGAGUCCAGAAGUUUGGGGAACAGACAGAUUCUGCACACAUGAGCAUAGCACCUUUCAGUGUUGGCUGUGUGCUUGAUGCUAUCCCUUCCACACAGGAAAUGGAAAACCUCUCUCAUGACUCUCUGAUCAGAAGAGCAGCCUCCAUGGUGACAGACAGUUCAAGUACCUUCCUCUCCCAGACCUCCUUGGCUCUCAUAAACGCCAUUAAGGAUUACUCAAAGGCUUUGCACACACGCAUUGCUCUCCAAAGACGGUAUUUAGUCUCACUGGGUAAACUGACCCCAGCAGAGAAGGAUUCGUUCCUGGAGGUUAUCAACGGCCAGCGUGCAGAGGUUAGUGACAGACUACGUGAAUGCAAACGCUUUGAGUCAACCUGGAUCAAUGCUAUCAACGUGUGUAUAAUGGCAGCUGAGGCAGCAAACAUUUCAGGAGCCGAACAGGCAUCCAUCACAGUGAGGACAAACAUUCAGAUGGCCCAGUCGCAGGUGGGGGAAGCUCGGAAAUUGUCAGCGGCUGCAGAUAAGAUGUUGGCCGAGACAAAAGUAGAAGAGAUCCAAAGGAUGGCGGAAUAUGCUUCAUUUCUAGACAACAGCGAGGAGCAUGAGGUGCAGGAAGCUUAUCUACGAGAGGACUAAGACAAAGAGACAGAGACAUUGGAACAACAGCAUCAAAUAUUUACAUGCUUUAACCAGGGCUGCACAAUUAAUUGAAUCUUAAUCGCGAUCAAGAAUUUGGCUUUCCACAAUUAUAUAUUUGACUGCGAUAUUGGUGUUUAAAAUGUGUGCUCCGCUCAUAGAAAACCUCAGUUUUUCUGCCAGAGCCCCAGGAAGUGGGCUGAGCUUUGAAGCCUAUUUGACAUAGUGGCCAAACUGUGGAAUUACAACUUCCAUGUCCACCAGGUGAUGCCAUGGGGCCCAAAAAGAUUUUCCCCUUAGAUUUUACAUUGGGAAAGGGAUGUCCAAAUCUGUGGAAACACGUUUCACUAUCAGGUUUGGAUCCAUUUCGAUAACUUUUGGAAAGUCUAGAAUAGCCGCACGAUUAAAUUGUUUAAUCAUCCCUCUGUAUGGUUUACGCUCACUGUAUAAAGAAGCCUAGCAGUUGGUGGCAGCUUAAUCUUGGCAGAACAAUACGGGGAAUUUCAGCCUGCAUGCAUGUUUUUGUUGAUUUAACAUUGGCGCAAAUAUUAGUAGUAAGAGCGUCAAGUUAGCUGACUGACGAGUUGUCACUGUUGUGUGUUUUUUUUGUACAUUUGUACAUUAUCAUAAAUGUAGCACACCAUGGAAGUGAAAGUGAUUUUGGCCAUAAUCGUGCAGCCCUACUUUCACCUUUUGAAAGCUAUGAGUUUUCUGUUUUGAUUUCUCUAUUAUGUUUCUCUUCCUCUUUUUCUCUUGUUGAGCCUGUACGAUAUUUACAUGUUUGCAUUUACAAAGAAAAUCUCAAUUUGAAAAAAGGAAUGAAUAGCUAGCAAUUUGUAAUUCUUCCAUGUUAAUGUAUAAAGUUGUUUACUGCA
Etheostoma spectabile (orangethroat darter) is the source of this 1860-nucleotide messenger RNA. It is a transcript of the gene diabloa, whose product is annotated as diablo, IAP-binding mitochondrial protein a. The record is from RefSeq and is a predicted model, not a curated record. Gene Ontology annotation, cellular component: mitochondrion. The transcript has 6 exons. Gene Ontology annotation, biological process: neuron apoptotic process; intrinsic apoptotic signaling pathway in response to oxidative stress. The coding region runs from base 176 to 985 and encodes 269 amino acids. Lineage: Eukaryota; Metazoa; Chordata; Actinopteri; Perciformes; Percidae.